Molecule: messenger RNA, 4894 nt
Organism: Chara braunii
Lineage: Eukaryota; Viridiplantae; Streptophyta; Charophyceae; Charales; Characeae
Source: the annotation of a GenBank genome assembly
AGGUGGAAUAGACCGGUCAGGGUAUAAUGCUGAAUAAGGGGGUGUGCUUGUUUUCUCUUGUCAGGAAGCUUUAGGAGAAGAGUCUGUCAAGAUGUCGCAGGGCGGCGGCGCAUCGAGUGGUCCCAAGAAGGGUCUGACGCUCGAUGACCUCAUCGCGGCUAUUGACAGGCAUGAAAGAAAUCCGAGCAAUAUCCCCAAGGUCGAUACCUUCCAUUUUUGUGGGGAGAGAGUCUCAGAAUGGCUGGAGCGGGUGGAACAAGCUGUGGUCGAGCGGUCGGAUGUUGUAAAGUUUCAGCGAAUUCUCCAGUAUGUUCUCCACAGCUACCACCAAGAAGUGAAGAAAGUUAUAGAUGCGGCUCAAGGUAGCUGGGAAAGGUUCAAGGAGGGAAUGCAAAGGAAGUACCGCCUGGGAGACGGAUUGUUGACCACUACGGACCUUGAGGCGAUGAACAAAGAGGACUUUACGACGAUAGGGACCUUUGUUCAGGAAUUCAAGAAAAGGGCUCGGAAGGUCCAUGGGAUUUCAGAGGAGGCGCAGUGCUCCAUUUUUCUGGGGCUACUCACGGCAUCGAAGGCCGUCGAAUUGACAAGACAUGGAGGGGGUAGCACCAAGCUCACCUGGGCCACCAUUGACAGAGGGGUGGAAGUUGGAUGUUUGGACCAGGUGGAGCAACGUCAGGUAUGCCUGCAGAGGCAGAAGAGAAAGAAAAGAGAUGCGACCGCUUCUGGGACCCCGGGGGUAAAAAGGAUUAUUACAGACGUGUUGGCGCAACUGGGGUAUGCGACAGAGCCAGUGGUGCAGAGAAGGGUAGUGACGGCGGUUCAGGUGAAAGGAAAAGAGUCAGUGGUGGGAGAGGCCGUUGAGGAAGAGCUCUGGGAAGAGGAAGAACCGGUGCCGUCGUACCUGACGAAGGCCCAGCGCAAAGCGGCACGAACGAGAAGUCAGGCCAAGGUCAGUGCCAACCUAGAACCUUCGAGGAGGGAGAUAGAGCCAGGGAAAAAGAAGGAGGCUAUGGAAGUGGAGGAUGACGACAAUGAGGAGGAAGAGGACGAGAGGCUGCGCAGAGAAGAAGAUCAGAGAGCGGAGCAGCGGGCAAGGAAAAAGAGAGCCAGGGAAGAGGUCGAGCCGGUUGUGCGCGACGGACCACCCAAAAGGAAGAAGUAUGCGGUUUGGUUGGAGGAGGGGUUUGACGUGGAGAGAGUGAUCGACCGGCUGCUAGAAGGGCACAAUGACCUCAUGACUCUGAAGGAAAUCCUGGCGUCAGCCCCGCGACUCCGCGAUGAAUUGAAAGGGAGGUUGUCACGGCGCUUGGUGCCCAACGUCCAUCUGGGUACAAUUCUGCCCAAGGAGGCAGAGUGGGCGGAGUCAGGCACGAAGAUGGAUUGGAAAUGUGUGGCCUGCGACACGGUGGAUUUAGUGGUGAAGGGUUCCAAGUGUGCAUCAAUGGUGGACACCGGGGCGGAAAUGAACAUCAUCCGGGAGGAGGAUGCUAUCAGAUUCGGGCUGGACAUAGACCGGUCUGACUGCGGACCAUGUCGUAUCAACGAAGGGAAUGAGGGGAAGUUGAUUAUAGGGGAACCCGACUUCCUACUGCCUCAGGAGCGAGCGUUGAUGGUGGAAUUAAUGAAAAGGAGGCAUCGCGCCUAUGCGUUUAGUGACGAAGAGCGUGGCAGGCUGAAUGUGGACAGGAUACCUAUGAUCCGCAUCCACACCGUGCCACAUGAGCCUUGGAACAUGAGAGGGGCGCGAUACCCUAAUCCUGACGAGGAAAAGAAGGUGGUGGAUUACCUUGACGGCAAGAUACGUACGCACGUCGCCGACUAUUCAAGUGGACCGUAUGCGUCCCCGUGGUUCUGCUUCAUCAAACCUAACGGGACGCUGCGGUGGGUGCAAGACUUGCAGAGGCUAAAUGCGGUGACCGUGCGGGAUGCUGGAGGACUGCCGAAUGCGGACGCUCUGUCAGAAUCCUGUGCUGGAAGGCCUAUAAUUUCACUUAUAGACCUUUACUCAGGAUAUGAUCAGUUUCCGGUCUAUCCGCCGGACAGGCCGGUGACGGCUAUGCACACGCCGCGAGGAUUAAUCCACAUGAACGUAGCCCCACAAGGAUGGACUAACGCGGUAGCAAUGGUCCAACGGGCCAUUAUCCGGGCUAUGCAGUCAGUCAGCCCCCAUAUCACACAGCCAUACAUCGACGAUUUGGCGGUGAAGGGGUCGACAGUGAAGGAGAACGACGAAGUCUCGCCAGAGCAAGAAGAGGUGGUGGCCAGAAUGAAGGAGGAGUUUCGAGAAGGAGGGUUGGUGUUAGGGGCGCCAGAUUAUGAUGCCACGGAGACACGACCCUUCAUUGUCGAAACGGAUGCAGGGCCGACUGCCUUAGGGGGAGUUCUAAUUCAGGCAGACAUGGAAGGAAAGGAAAGACCCUUGCGAUUUGAGAGUCGGACUCUCUGUACGACCGAGAGGAACUACUCUCAGUUUAAGAGGGAGACCCUUGCCGUCCUCCACUGUCUGCGGAUCUUCCGGAACUACAUCUUCGGCAGGAGGUUUAUUUUCAGAGUGGACCCGACCGCCCUGGCCUACUCUCUAAGGAAUUACGUUCCAUCGGAUCCGACGGUUGCCAGAUGGCUGGUGUACAUCUGGAUGUUUAACUUCGAGUUGGAGCGGAUUCCUGGCAGUAAGAACCGGGCAGACGGACUAAGCCGGAUCAACUGGGAUAAGCAGGAAGGGGAGGCGGUGGAGAAUACGCCCCCACUUGAUGAAUUUCUGGAUCAGGAGGAAGAUGUUCGUCUCCAUAUUAACAAGUGGUCGCCGCGAGUGCCCGGCUGUCUAGGCUAUCCUAUCUGGCAAGCGCCGAGUGGGUACGAACAUAGGGCUGAGCUAAUCCUCAAACCCUUUGAAGAAGAGGAUCCCUGGGGUGGUAAGGAUGUUCAGUGGAUGAUGGAGUUGGCGCUGGUUAGUUCGCAUAGUCUGGUGGAGGACAUGAGGACGAUCGAGGAAGGACCAGGCCAGGUAGAACGACAUGAGGACCUGAUGGGAGGAAUGUAUCUCCUCGUCAACACGUUAUUGCAGGAAAGCCUCGACCAAUCAGGCUCGUUGAACCCGAUAGGGAAUGUGGAUGAAGUGCCCCAGAGCCAGGACGACGAGUUCGAGGAGGGGGAGAUUAAGGAGACCUUUCGUGCAGAAGAGUAUGAUGGGAUCUACCUAGAGCUGGGGCUUCUUUUGUCUUGCGAUAUGCGGCUAAGGGAUGCGAGCGAUAGGGCUCAGAGGAUGCUACAACGCUACUUAGUGCGUGGCGGCCACCUUUUCGUGAGAAGAGAAGUGGAGAAUCCCAGGAGAGUCGUCUGCGGUAGGAACCGUCAGAUUGACGUUAUAGCAGCGCUUCAUGACGGCAUUGCCGGAGGGCAUCGAGGGGUACAAGCCACGUAUGCCAAAAUAAGUGAGUUGUACUACUGGGAUGGGAUGAUGGACAUGGUCGGGAAAGGGAAGUUCUGCCGAUCUUGUGUACCCUGCCAGGAGAGAUCCCGUUUAAAGCAAGGAGAGCCGCUGCAUCCAAGGCUAGAGCGAGAGGUGGGGGCUGUAGUGCAUCUCGAUCUACUUUUCAUGCCGCUUGGGGAUCAGGGCUAUAACUACAUCUUCGAUGCGCGCGAUAACCUGUCUGGCUUCGUGGAUGGGCGUGCCAUUCAUGCCAAGACUGGUUCGGUCUUGGUUAGUUGCAUCGGGGAGUACUGCCUGCGUUAUCCUUUCGUCAGGGAAUUCGUAAUGGACAGGGGAUCAAAGUUUACCUGCCAGGAGGUGCAGGAGUUGCUAUCAAGGUCUGACUUUACGAAGACAGCCAUGCCAAGAGGAGGGAGGGGGACACCGCCGCCUCGGAGGCCGUUGGGGGCAUCAGGAGGAUAUGAGCGGCAUGGACCUCGCCAUCGAGAGAGCACUCCGGAGUACGAUGGUGACGACAUCGAGUUAUUCUUUGACAGUUUCUGGGAGCAUGCGUGUCGUAUGGGCUGGACCGUGACCCGGGGGAUUGAGGGGUUGAGGGGAGUCGGCAGAUUCGAGGGGCCCAUCGCGCGGAUCCGUAGGGAGGCGACGACGAGGUCAGAGGUGGAGAUGAGGAUGCAGGAGCUGCGACCCUCGCCUGUGGGACCUGAUGGCAGGCCGAUCCGCCUGGAGGUCGGGAAUGCGUCGGACUUCAUCCCCGCUUUUGAGUGGUUCAUGCAGGGGCAGCGUAUACCGAGAGACGAUUGGAUGCAGACACUACCACUUUGGACCAGGAAGGCGGAAAGACCGCUGGCUAGGCAGGCAACUUUUGACCGACACUUGCUAUUGGACAGCGAUCUGGCAGAAAAGAAGAUAAAGGAAGCAGGCCAUGGGGUAUGCCUGGAGGCUAUGGAGGUGGAAAUCCAGGAACUUAGGGCAUUGGUGGCCAGUCAGACAACUAUCAUCGAGAGCCUGAGGCAGCGAUCUCAGGGAGAGGUGGACAAGCCAGUGAGCAGCCGGCAGGGGGAGCAGAGGCAGCCAGAACAUGGUUUGCCAGGACAACCAUCUGCAGCAGAGACUCGUCAGGAGCCACCUAUGGGGAGAGUUAUCCUGGAGCCAGAGGAGGCGAGAACCCAGAGGGAGGCAGAGAGAGAGGCCUUCGAGUUCAGAGCCCCUACUGAGCUCGUGACGCUACCUAUAGCAGCGGCGGGCCCAGUCGUACCUUUGGCAGUUGAGGAUGGAUUACCACCAUUCAGCAUUGAGCCGGCUCAGGGCUCAACAGAGGGAUCUAUGGACGUGCUCAUUGAGGCAGUGCACUCGAUGCAGGAGGAGACAAGUUUGUUUUCACUUGAGUAAAGGAUAGAGGAGCCUCUUGAGAGAGAGAUGGGGAUUGAGGCGGAGGGUGUCAUCGAGGGCAGACUCCAG